CUCAGCAGAGUACAAGUUCUAGCAGCACCUACCAAGUGGGAAGGACUCCAACUUCAGGCCCAGUGGUGGACUGUCUCCUUGGCUCUGAGAAAUGCUGGACCUGGACCUGAGUUUUUUCUCCAUGGGGAUGUGGUCUCUGGGGGCAGGAGCCCUGGGCGCUGCUGUUUUAAGCUUGAUCCUGGCCAACACCAAUCUGUUUCUGACCAAAUCAGUAACAGCUACCCUGGAAUUUCUGGAAGAGAUAGAGCUGAAAACGCUGGAUAAUGAAUCCCCAAAGACUUUCAAAGCCCGAGAACUCUGGGAACACCGUGGGGCAGUGAUCAUGGCAGUACGAAGGCCAGGCUGUUUUUUGUGUCGAGAGGAGGCAGCUGAACUAUCUGCUCUCAAACCACAGCUAGACCAAUUGGGCAUCCCACUCUAUGCUGUGGUGAAAGAAAAGAUUGGGUCAGAAGUGGAGAAUUUCCAGCCAUAUUUCAAAGGAAAGAUCUUUCUGGAUGAAAGGAAAAAAUUUUACGGUCCCCAGAAGCGGAAGAUGAUGUUUAUGGGAUUCGUUCGUCUGGGUGUUUGGCAGAACUUUUUCCGGGCCAGGAGUAAGGGCUUCUCUGGUAACCUGGAAGGAGAAGGGUUCAUCCUUGGAGGUGUUUAUGUGAUUGGGCCAGGCAAACAGGGAAUUCUCCUAGAGCACCGAGAGAAAGAGUUUGGAGAUAAAGUCGACCCUGCCUCUGUUCUGGAAGCUGCCAAAAAGAUAAAGCCCCACACUUCAACCUCAGAGGGAAAAUGAUCAAAUAUAACCACUGACCUCGGGGAAAACUAGGAAGAUGAGACUGUGAUUAUGUGACAUCAGCUUCAUGAGUCCCACGGAGGACUUCCUUACUUAUCUACAUCUGCAUUAAGUAUUUCUCCUAGGGAUUACACCCCAUCUGGUCUCACUUUUGGAUUCUGGGAUUUUUAUUUUGGCUGAACAAUCAGGAUUCAAAAACAAGAUUAAUUUUUUAUCUUUUUCUUUUCUCUUCUUUUCUGUUCUUUCUCUCUCUCUCUCUUUCUUCUUUCCUGCCCUAAGCAGGUUAGUCAGUGUUUUUUCACUAAGGAGUGACACAAAUGUGAGGUUUGGCUUUCUGGGCUAUUCAUCACAGCUCACCUCACUCACAUUUGUACCACCUUGGAGAUUUGCAAAGUGCUUCUUUCUCAAUGCCCCGAUGAAACAAGCAGUGUAAGGAUUUGACAUAGAAGACAGAUGUGGAGGUUAAAUGACUUGCCCUGGAUCUAAUGGGCCAAAAAAGAGUCAGGAUAGAAUGAAAAGAGCAUUGAAUUCAGCCUCUAGAGUCCUUGGUUUGAAUCCUGGCCCUGACAUCUAUUAGCUCUUGGGCGAGCGGCUUAACCUCUAGGAGACAUAGUUUCCUCAUUUGUUUAUGAUAUUUAGUGAGGAUAAUAAUAGACAUGGCAUAAUGACUAGAAUGCUGCAUUGUUAACAGAGACCAAUGUUCAGAUCUUGCCUCUGAUACUAUCUUUGUGAUAACAUGUAAGUAACAACCCCUCAGAGCCUCAGUUUCCACAUCUAUUAAAAGGACAGAAUGAUGCCUAUAGUGACUGACAGACAGCAUGGCAUCGUGAGUAAAGAAAUGGCCUCAGAGUCAGGAAUGAAUGGAUAGAAAAAUGAAUGGAUAAAUGAAUGAGCAUUUACUUGGAGCUCACUGUGUGCCAAGCUCUGUUCUAAAUAGGGGAAAUAUAAAGAGAAAAAGUGAGAUAGGCCUUGCUCUACAGGAAAUAAACACACUUAAGAAAGUGUGGCCGGAGGGCCUAAGAUUGAAGCUGAGAGUUCGAUGGUAAGAUCAAAGAGCCCCCUGGUUACAACAAUAGGUCAGAUGACAGGAUUGAGGGUCUGUGGGGAAUAACAGCAGGAAGUCCUCAGUUCCAGAACUGCUUCUAGCACUCACUGGCUAUAGAACUCUAGGCAAGUCACUUGCUUUUUUAGUGCCCCCCAGCAACUCUUUAAUACCAUAUAUUGUCAAGAAUGGGUAAAUCUCCAUUAGGGGAGAAGGCUGCUCAACAGGAACCCUCUACACUAGUGAAGUGAGGAAUCUGGUUAAAAAAACCCAAACUCUCUAGUAUCAACUUCAAAGGAGAAAAUGCAUGUGAGCUGCUCUGGAAACUAAAGCACUCUGUAUGAAUGUCAGCUGUUUUCAUUACCUAUUCCACAGGUUGGUUGCCUUGUAAACCUUUACACUCUAUAUAAAUGUGAGUUACUGUUCAUUGGAACUGGAACUUGAAGCCAGGUCCUCUGAUACCAAAUCCAGGGCUCCUUCCACUAUGCCAUGUUGCCUCUCUGACGUGUAUGAUUUUAGAGUGAUAACUCCUGGACAGAAUUCACAUGGAAGACUUUUUCUGGCUUUUUUUUAAAAUUCCUUUGGAUGCCCUGAGAGGUUGGUGCCUUUCACCUUAAGACUGGAGAGGUUAGGGUUUUUACUCGCAUGUGCACAGAGUAUUGUGGGCUCCCCAGGGAUGGACUGUGUGUCUAUCCAUACAAGGACCAACCUAGCGAAGUUUGGAGGGGCCUGUGAAACAGCCUGCUGCGUUGCAGAGAAAAUGCAGUCUGCACUGAUGAAAUAAUGAAUCUUUGCAUAUGAGUGUGUUGUUAUGACUUUAGUAGAGAUAUCUCUUGUUUUUUGGAAUAGAUGUGUACCAGAAAAACUGGCUUUUUCCCACUAAAUCUUCUGACCCCAUUGAUUUUUAAUAUAUCAUUAGAAGCUUGUCCUACUGGAAAAUGUUUUGGUACCUGGCUAUAAUAAAAUUAUGCUU
Messenger RNA from Trichosurus vulpecula (common brushtail), 2796 nucleotides. RefSeq names its product peroxiredoxin like 2A (gene PRXL2A). The coding region runs from base 92 to 781 and encodes 229 amino acids. The record is from RefSeq and is a predicted model, not a curated record. Lineage: Eukaryota; Metazoa; Chordata; Mammalia; Diprotodontia; Phalangeridae. The transcript is spliced from 6 exons.